UAUCUCAUGUCGUGAUUUUACCUGAGAUUAUUUUUGCCAGACCUAGUACCUUUUUUAAUAUCACAAAAUGGAAGAAAGCGACUUUAGCGAUAAUCCAGAUGAGGGUGACGAAAAUCGUGAAGAAGAAUUGGACCCGGACAAUCCAGAACAUGCAUUUGCAAUUAUCGAAAGAGAUUACAACAAGACUGUUGCCGAAUUGGAACAAAACCCGGAGGUCGCCCAUUUCGCCGAAGAUUUCAACAAACUGUUCGAGGCCUUCUUUCAAUCGUUUACCAGGCAAAAGGAAACGGAAGAAGAAAAUGAAGCGUUUUGCAAAUUGAUAGAUAAGAACCAGGAACAAUUGGACGCGGCCUUCAGGCUAGCCGACGAAGAUAAAACGACCAUAGAUACGCUGAAGCAGGAGAUCAACAAGGCUUGGAAACUAGCUGACGCGGCGCACGGCAGGGAGCAGUUGGCUCAAGAAAUCAUAGACAAUUUAAGGGCGCAAGUGGAAAAUUUGAAUAGGGAGAUCGAUUUCAAGAAUAUGAUGAACCAAGACGGUGAAGAAGGGGGGGAAAUGACCAAAAACAAGGAUGGAUUGGAGAGAGAACGCGAUAAGCUGAUAAACGAAGUGACUCAACUGAGUACCAAACUGUACAACGCCCUCAAUUAUCAAGAAGAGUUAGAGAAAAAGAAUUCUGACGCUGAUCUUCGUCUCAACGAGAUAUCAGGACAAUUAGAGGAUCAAGCCGCCGAAAUUCUACGAGGUAAACGUGCCAAAGAAAAACUGGAAAACGACCUGUUGGAAAUUUCGUUCAAAAUAGAAGACAAGGAGGCGGCGUUGCACGAACUGAACGGCGUGAUUUCCGAGCACACCAAGCGCAUCGCUCGACUCGAACAAGAGCUCAAGGAUCAGAAGACGGCGAACGAUAAAAUCCAAAAAGAAAACGAUCAGAACGUCACUAAGUUGGCAAAGCUGCACGACGACCACAACAACAUGAUAUUCGAUUUCGAUAAACUGAAAAAACUGUACCAAUCGAAAAUGGUUGAUAUAAAGGCCGGUGAAGAAGAAGUAAUGCGCUUGAAAAACGACGUGUCCAAAAUAGCCAAGUUGAAGGACGCCCUCGAGAAGAGACUGAUAGUAGUAAAUCAAGAAAAAGACGAAUCUCUGAUGGACAAGAACUCGAUGCGUCAGAGAAUUGCCCUCCUAGAACACGAAAUAGACGACUACAAGCGGUUCGCGAUGGAAGACAAGCGCAUCAUCGAAACGAUAAACAAGGAAAAGGACGUGCUCAACAAAACCAUCCUGAGACAGCAAGUCGUGGCUCGCGACCAGUUGAAGCUUAUACAAAUCCAAGACCAGAGCAAAAAGAAACUCGAACUGGAACUGGACAGUUUCUUCAUCGAAAGCGGUAAGCACAAGAAGCAGAUUCAUCAUUUGGAAGUGGAACGUGAUAGACUCGCGGAAGAACAACAAGACCUGACCAAGACGAUCGAAGACAACCUGGACGACAUUCGCGAAAAGAAGGGCCUCAUUUUCGACCUGAAAAAAACGAUUACCGAGAACGAGAAUCAAAUCAGGCAACAGCAGAACACGUACGAAGCCAUACGUGCCGAUCGUAACGCUUUGCAAAAGUCUGUCCAAGAGGCUACGGCUGAAGGUUGUGAACUGCGUAGGAAGCUGAAGAUUGUGUUCCAUCAAACCGAACAGUUAAAAGAGGACAUUGCGGUGAAGGAAAAACUGCUUAUUAAAGAUGAGAAUAUAAUGAGGAAGAUCGCAAAGGAGAAAGAAAAUCUCAAGAUAGAGGUAAUGUCUGGUAUAAAUCAAAUACGAACGCUAAAGGAAGAUAUCAAAGAGCAAAAAGAAGAAGAAAGACGGUUGCAUAAGACGAUUUUAGACCACGAACGUACCAUUAGGCAGCAGAUUAAAGAUAUCGAACAAUUUAUGAACGAAAGAGAUGUCAUCGGAUCUCAACUCGUAAGAAGAAACGACGAAAUUGCCUUACUGAAUGAAAAAAUAAAGAUCCUUCAAUCUACAUUGUGUAGAGGAGAAACACACUAUGAUCAACGACUUGAAGAUAUUAAGUUGCUAAAGAUCGAGGUGAAAAGACUAAGACAGGAGAAAUUGCUCAUGUCCAAAUCGAUGACGAAUAUGGUCGAUUUCAGGCAGGAAAUCUUCCAUUUAGAACGGGAUUUGACAAAAUCUAGAUUGAAAUGUACCGCUUUGGAACAAGAGAUGCAAAAUCCACUCAACAUACAUAGAUGGAGGAAGUUGGAAGGCUCCGACCCUGAAGUUCUGGACCUGUUACAGAAAAUAAAGAUUUUGCAAAAGAGACUUAUUAAUCAAGCGACUCAGGCAGUUGAAAAGGAAAGGCAAUUGAAAGAGGCAGAACGACUUUACUUAAAUUUAAGAAAAGUAGUAGCAAAACAGCCUGGGCCAGGGCUACAAGAUCAGUUGACGAAAACUCAGAGAGCACUCAAAGCGAGAAGUGAUAGAUUAAAGUGCAUGGUAUCAGAAUUAAACAUGACCGAAUUAAAAUCUGCCGAAUAUAAAGCCGAUUUGCAAAAAGUUACCGAACAAUUGGCGGAACUUAAAAGAAAAUAUUUAGAAGAGAAGAAAGCCAAUAGGGCAAAACGUGCCGCUGCUGAACCAAACCGGGAAAACAGCAGCCAGAUCCACGCAAACGCAGUUCGUUUCUCCGGUGGCGGGUUUCGAAUGACAGUGCCGGAAAUCGCUACAAAAUAAUCCGCUGUGACCCACAACAAAUAGUGUUAAAUGUAAAACUCUGUCUAAAACUGUUUGCCAUAAUCCGCCGAACACGUAGGUAAUACAUUUCUAACGAAUUAACACGAAGUUUUUGUUAUUAUUGUGAAAAAUUUACCGUAAACAUUCGAUAAUAGGUUAGUCCAAAAUGUCAAAGGUUUUGGAGGUUUGUGUUGAUAGUUUGGAGUCCGCAGUUGCCGCUCUUAACGGCGGGGCCGAUCGUCUCGAGUUAUGCUCCUCGCUCAUAGAGGGCGGA
This is a messenger RNA of Sitophilus oryzae (rice weevil), 2999 nucleotides long. RefSeq names its product cilia- and flagella-associated protein 58-like. The coding region runs from base 68 to 2725 and encodes 885 amino acids. The transcript has 9 exons. The record is from RefSeq and is a predicted model, not a curated record. NCBI's taxonomy places the organism in Eukaryota, Metazoa, Arthropoda, Insecta, Coleoptera, Curculionidae. Gene Ontology annotation, cellular component: cytoskeleton.